CUCUCUUUCUCAACCCUGUCCAGGCGCACACUACGGCACCCGCCUCCUCCGUCUCUCGUGCUCUUUCAAGCGUUCUAUCAGCGGUGUUCAAAUAUCCGCAUUAUCGACCCGUUCAAACUGCUCGCACUCCAUUCUUUCGCGAUCCACAAGCGUCCUUGGGCGACCGCGUGAUCCGCACUUGAGCGAGCCGCCACGCGACAUCUUCCACUUCGCCAGUCACAAUGGCAACAAAGGCAGCGCAGAAGCGUUUGACCCGCGAAUACAAGACAAUCUCCGAGAAUCCGCCACCGUACAUCACUGCGCAUCCGUCCGAGUCCAACAUCCUCGAGUGGCAUUAUAUCAUUACCGGCCCGGAGGACACCCCUUACCACGGCGGACAGUACUGGGGCACACUCAUAUUCCCUCCCAACUAUCCGUUUGCACCACCCGCUAUUCGUAUGCACACCCCAUCGGGUCGUUUCCAGCCUUCGACGCGACUAUGUCUUUCUAUCUCGGAUUUCCACCCCAAGUCUUUCAACCCUGCUUGGGAGGUCUCGACCAUCCUCAUUGGCCUCCUAUCCUUCAUGACGAGCGAUGAGAUGACGACGGGUUCUGUGUCCACAAGCACCGCCGAGCGAAGAUAUCUUGCGUCCAAAUCGAGGUGGUGGAACUCCACUGGCGGUGGCUCUCAUGUCAAGAAUCCCGCACAGAAGGGUAACGUAAAGGCGGGUGACGGAGGUGCCAAGUUUCGGGCUGAGUGGCCAGAAAUGGACGCCGAAAAUUGGGAGUGGAUCAAGAAGAGCAAGUUGGAUCCUGCCACGGGCACCCGCUUAGAUGGAGACAAUGGCGCGUCAUGCGGCCCUCAGCUGGGCAUUGCUGGUUCAAGCGGAAACCAAGCCCAAGCCGUCGUGGAUGCUGUCGUACAACAACGGGAUGCAGGCCGCGGUUGGGUAUACCGAAACAAAUUGCUAGUUGCAGGAGGCCUCGUGUUUAUUUACGUCCUGAUCUCACGGCUCGUCCAUGGAGAGGGUCUUGCAUAAGGAACGAGAAGGAAUGGGGCAGGUGCGAUCAGGAAUUACAAGCGUUGCAUUUGUUAGAUAAGUUGGGCGUCAGUAUUUCUUUGUCGGGGUGCUGCAUUGGUCUGGUUUGAUACACCGGCAGGCUCGCGUCUUUACUGUCUGCUAGGCAUCUCAGCAUUAUACAUCUUGACUUGGCUAAAUAUUACGGGAGCACCUGACGCGUUCGCUGAUGUCGCAUCAUGAACAGGGCCGGGACGAGUUGUCAUAGCCUCCG
Molecule: messenger RNA, 1272 nt
Organism: Purpureocillium takamizusanense
Lineage: Eukaryota; Fungi; Ascomycota; Sordariomycetes; Hypocreales; Ophiocordycipitaceae
Gene: UBC6
Product: E2 ubiquitin-conjugating enzyme
Exons: 3
Coding region: 222-1019 (265 amino acids)
Source: RefSeq, a predicted model, not a curated record